AAACGUUGUCGUUUUGGAGAAGGCUCAAAGACCAAGUGUAUCUUCUUCUAUCUGUCAUUGGGAGAAAGAGGAGCAAUUAUCAAUUCAGAGCGAAGGAGAAGGAGAAAAAUGAGCGAGACGAGACCAGUGCCGAGGAGAGAGAGCCCAUGGGGAUUGCCAGAAGGGGAUAAUCGUCAACCAAAGGCCCAUCGAUGCAAUGACCGAGCCGAGGAUGUCAUCCAAGCUUGUUUUGAGGGAAACCCGUUUAGUACAGUUCCAGGACCUUUCAAGCUCUUCUGGCGAUGCAUGCGUUCUAAACCUGGGGAGGAACCGACAGAACCAUAUACCUAUUUGCAGUUGGAUCCCCCAAAAAGAGAGGUGAAACUUGAGUAAACCACUUCUUAGAAAGCCAUCAAGACGAUUUUAGUUUUAGGUUGAAUCACUAUGAUUUCUAUACUUCCAGUUUUGUUGUCUAUCAAAUAUAAGGCUUACAUUAAUUUCAAGCGCCACUAAGUUUUUGGCUUUCUAUGGUUUGAUAAUAAGGAUGUUAAAUGAAUCCCCAAAUUCCAAUGUGAUUAUGAUUUGCACCACCUAUUAGUGAUUUUAUGUCUUAUUUAUCUUAUGAUUGCAACCUGGUUUUCUUCUGCAUAAAUGGAUCACCUGCUACAGGAAGAUUAUGCAUUCUGGAAAUAGUUCUGGAAGAAAAUUUGACAGUAAGUGGUAUAGUUCUAGCCACUGACUCAUUCAUCUUUAAAUAAUGUCACGAUGCCGAAAGAAGAUUAUUGAUUUGCACCAAUGAGUUCUAGCUCAAUUGGCACCUCCUUUUAGGUGAAGGGUGAGGUUGUGGAUUCGAGAACUGUUAGGUGCGUGUGUAACUAACCAAAUUAUGGGAAUAUCCGUAGAUUCUUGUGAGACUAACGAAUAUUAGCGCAUGUUUGAAUAUCUUGCCAUGUUUGUUCCUUUUGUAUUUUGUUUUUUCUCAAAAGACAAAUGAUUGUAAGACAGCUGUUUCCUGUGUUGAUUGAAAUAUGUGUUUU
Molecule: messenger RNA, 1016 nt
Organism: Quercus lobata
Lineage: Eukaryota; Viridiplantae; Streptophyta; Magnoliopsida; Fagales; Fagaceae
Product: hexokinase-1 protein
Exons: 3
Coding region: 109-372 (87 amino acids)
Source: RefSeq, a predicted model, not a curated record